AUGCCGGAUUCCAGGCUGGUGAAGAUGACCAACGAGGCGCAGGGCCGCGUCUUUGCGGCGCAGCAGAAGCUGCUGGGCGACAAGGAGUUCUUGCGCAGCAACUGCCGGGUGACUAUGGCGGUCGAGAACAUGGCGGUGAAAGACGAGAAGAUGAGGAAGAUGAGCACUGCACCGGGUGAGGACGAGCGGAUCGUCAUGGAAUUCGCCAACGAGCGGGACCGCCUCAAGAAAGAGGCCAGCGACAAGGCGGCGGAGCUCGACGCCAAGACGCCGAAGGCGAAGGUCCCGGCGGUCCGGCGGCGUUGA
Messenger RNA from Durusdinium trenchii, 306 nucleotides. The record is from the annotation of a GenBank genome assembly. NCBI's taxonomy places the organism in Eukaryota, Dinophyceae, Suessiales, Symbiodiniaceae.